Callithrix jacchus (white-tufted-ear marmoset) is the source of this 7510-nucleotide messenger RNA. RefSeq names its product adenylate cyclase 6 (gene ADCY6). Gene Ontology annotation, molecular function: adenylate cyclase activity. Gene Ontology annotation, cellular component: plasma membrane. Lineage: Eukaryota; Metazoa; Chordata; Mammalia; Primates; Cebidae. The record is from RefSeq and is a predicted model, not a curated record. Gene Ontology annotation, biological process: cAMP biosynthetic process; adenylate cyclase-activating G protein-coupled receptor signaling pathway; intracellular signal transduction.
GUCUCUGAGUUUGUGGGAGAAUGUGAUUCCAUUUUGGGGAGAGGAACCGGCCUGGGCAGAGGGAGGGAUGCCCUCUGUCUGCGGGAGUCCCUCUCCCUCCCGUCUCCCAUCAUCCCAAACCGUGGGAAUGAAAGGGGUGGGGUCGGCUCCCCAUAACCCCCAAGGUCUGUUGUAGGGUGGGCAGGGGAGCUGACUUUAUUCAAAGCAGGCUCUGGGGCUCGACUGAAAGGCUAGAGGUGGAAUCAGGCGUGGGAGCCUCUUUGCCCAUAUCCUCCCCUUACCGGACUACCCUUGUGAGCUGGAGGGACCUGGUGUGGGUUGCAUGGUAAGGGGUGAUGUGGGAGCCUCCUGCAGUCUUUAGGGCGAGCGAGGACGAGGACAGGGAAGGGGGAAGAUGGCAGCGGGCACUGGACAAAUACAGGGCCUGGGAAGCUCCUUUACAUCUGGAAAGGCCCAGAAUUGAAGAAUUGAGGCCCACGUCCCAGUUUGGUGGGUGGUGCUGGCACUGCUGGGCCCUGCCUGGGCAGUGCCUCUUGCCAUGAACUUUCUGAAGUCGUUUUAAAUUCCCUGGAGCCUCCUUUUGCCAAGGAGGGCAGGGUCAGAUGGGCCCUGGGGAUGGGAUAGACAGGAGGUGGCCAGGAAGGUUUGGUGAGGCAGUGGGCAGAGCCAUCCUUAGGGCCGGGCCUUGGUCUUGGCUGGCUCCAGACUCUGGUCUCAGGCUGAUCAGGGUUUGGGAGGGACUUGAGGUCUGGGAGGCACUGAGCCUGGGCCUGCCAGGCUGAAUGGGACAUGGCUUCAGCUGUGGGAGCGGGUGGUGUGGAGAGCAGCAGAUCUGUGAGAGAGCAAAGGGACCAACACUCAGGGGAGGAGGAGGUCAGAGGUGCAAGGCUUUGGAGCCUGACUCUGGGGAGGAGAGAGGUGGUCUGUGCUCCCAGGGUUCAUAGUGAUGGGUUGCUGGACAGAGUGGGUUGGGGGACCAUAUAGAGAAGUUUUGUGGCUUGGAACAGUGCCCUCCCCUGUUCCCUGCCAUACCAGUCUGGCAUGGAGUGCCAGAAGUGCUGGGAGGCCGGCAAGUUCUCCGGUUGGGAGGAUGGGCAGUGCCUGGAGUGAAGCCCAGGGUGGGAUGGUUGCAGUUGAUUGGACAAUUACACAGCUCUGAAGCUAUCCCCUUGUGGGGUCAGAGUGUUCCUGGGAGGGUCAUGCAUUCUCCUGGAUAGUGUCUGCCCCUUUCUCUGUGGGUAUGAGCCAGAUGCUAGGAUAUGUUUCCAGGGGGCUGGGAACAUGGCCAGAAACUAGUCCUUUGGGAACAGGUCUGGGCCAGUGGUGGGGGCGGGGUGCAGAGGGGAGAUAAGAACAGGGAAGGGGACUGGUGAAUGGGAAGAAGCUGAAGCAAAAUGUGGGUGGUAGAUGGUGGUGGGAAACCUGCUUACUCUGGGCUCUGUCUCUAACAGCUCUGGGGACUGACAGCUAAGGACACAGGGACUGAUAGAACCAGGUAUCUGUCUGGCUGGAAAGACAUGUGUUCUUGCCCAUGAUUUUCUCAUCUUUCCAUCUCUUGAUGAUGACAGAGGUUUGGGCUUAAAGUGUUGUACAGUGAGGAAAAGAACUAAUAUUUUUCAGCAACAUGUCAUGGUUUAGUGGCCUCCUGGUUCCUAAAGUGGAUGAACGGAAAACAGCCUGGGGUGAACGCAACGGGCAGAAGCGUUCACGGCGCCGCGGCACUCGGGCGGGUGGCUUCUGCACGCCCCGCUAUAUGAGCUGCCUCCGGGAUGCAGAGCCACCCAGCCCCACCCCUGCAGGCCCUUCUCGGUGCCCCUGGCAGGAUGACGCCUUCAUCCGGAGGGGCGGCCCAGGCAAGGGCAUGGAGCUGGGGCUGCGAGCAGUGGCCCUGGGCUUCGAGGACACCGACAUGACUCCGGCAGGGGGCGGGACGGCUGAGGUGGCCCCCGACGCUGUGCCCAGGAGCCGGCGAUCCUGCUGGGGGCGUCUAGUGCAGGUGUUCCAGUCGAAGCAGUUCCGUUCAGCCAAACUGGAGCGCCUGUACCAGCGGUACUUCUUCCAGAUGAACCAGAGCAGCCUGACGCUGCUGAUGGCGGUGCUGGUGCUGCUCACCGCGGUGCUGCUGGCCUUCCAUGCCGCGCCCGCCCGCCCUCAGCCUGCCUAUGUGGCCCUGCUGGCCUGCGCCGCCGCCCUAUUUGUGGCUCUCAUGGUGGUGUGUAACCGGCAUAGCUUCCGCCAGGACUCCAUGUGGGUGGUGAGCUACGUGGUGCUGGGCAUCCUGGCGGCAGUGCAGGUGGGGGGCGCCCUCGCAGCUGACCCGCACAGCCCCUCUGCAGGCCUCUGGUGCCCCGUGUUCUUCGUCUACAUCGCCUACACGCUCCUCCCCAUCCGCAUGAGGGCUGCUGUCCUCAGCGGUCUGGGCCUCUCCACCCUGCAUUUGAUCUUGGCCUGGCAACUCAACCGUAGUGAUGCCUUCCUCUGGAAGCAGCUCAGUGCCAAUGUGCUGCUGUUCCUCUGCACCAACGUCAUUGGCAUCUGCACACAUUACCCAGCAGAGGUGUCUCAGCGCCAGGCCUUUCAGGAGACCCGAGGUUAUAUCCAGGCCCGACUCCACCUACAGCAUGAGAAUCGGCAGCAGGAGCGGUUGCUGCUGUCGGUAUUGCCCCAGCAUGUUGCCAUGGAGAUGAAAGAAGACAUCAACACAAAAAAAGAAGACAUGAUGUUCCACAAGAUCUACAUACAGAAGCAUGACAACGUCAGCAUCCUGUUUGCAGACAUUGAGGGCUUCACCAGCCUGGCAUCCCAGUGCACCGCGCAGGAGCUGGUCAUGACCCUGAAUGAGCUCUUUGCCCGGUUUGACAAGCUGGCUGCGGAAAAUCACUGCCUGAGGAUCAAGAUCUUGGGGGACUGUUACUACUGUGUGUCAGGGUUACCAGAGGCCCGGGCAGACCAUGCCCACUGCUGUGUGGAGAUGGGGGUAGACAUGAUCGAGGCCAUCUCGCUGGUACGUGAGGUGACAGGUGUAAAUGUGAACAUGCGCGUGGGCAUCCACAGCGGACGUGUGCACUGUGGUGUCCUUGGCCUGCGGAAAUGGCAGUUCGAUGUGUGGUCCAAUGACGUGACCCUGGCCAACCACAUGGAGGCAGGAGGCCGGGCCGGCCGCAUCCACAUCACUCGGGCAACGCUGCAAUACCUGAACGGGGACUACGAGGUGGAGCCAGGCCGUGGUGGCGAGCGCAACGCAUACCUCAAGGAGCAGCACAUUGAGACUUUCCUCAUCCUGGGUGCCAGCCAGAAACGGAAAGAGGAGAAGGCCAUGCUGGCCAAGCUGCAGCGGGCCCGGGCCAACUCCAUGGAAGGGCUGAUGCCACGCUGGGUUCCCGAUCGUGCCUUCUCCAGGACCAAGGACUCCAAGGCCUUCCGCCAGAUGGGCAUUGAUGAUUCCAGCAAAGACAACCGGGGUGCCCAAGAUGCCCUGAACCCUGAGGAUGAGGUGGAUGAGUUCCUGAGCCGUGCCAUCGAUGCCCGCAGCAUAGAUCAGCUGCGGAAGGACCACGUGCGCCGGUUUCUGCUCACCUUCCAGAGAGAGGAUCUUGAGAAGAAGUACUCCCGGAAGGUGGAUCCCCGCUUUGGAGCCUACGUUGCCUGUGCCCUGUUGGUCUUCUGCUUCAUCUGCUUCAUCCAGCUUCUCGUCUUCCCACACUCCACCCUGAUGCUUGGGAUCUAUGCCAGCAUCUUCCUGCUGCUGCUGAUCACCGUGCUGAUCUGUGCUGUAUACUCCUGUGGUUCUCUGUUCCCUAAGGCCCUGCAACGUCUGUCCCGCAGCAUCGUCCGCUCGCGGGCACACAGCACUGCAGUUGGCAUCUUUUCUGUUCUGCUUGUGUUUACCUCUGCCAUUGCCAACAUGUUCACCUGUAACCACACCCCCAUACGGACCUGUGCAGCCCAGAUGCUGAAUUUAACACCUGCUGAUAUCACUGCCUGCCACCUGCAGCAGCUCAAUUACUCUCUGGGCCUGGAUGCGCCCCUGUGUGAGGACACCGAGCCCACCUGCAGCUUCCCUGAGUACUUCAUCGGGAACAUGCUGCUGAGUCUCCUGGCCAGCUCUGUCUUCCUGCACAUCAGCAGCAUCGGGAAGUUGGCCAUGAUCUUUGUCUUGGGGCUCAUCUAUUUGGUGCUGCUUCUGCUGGGUCCCCCAGCCACCAUCUUUGACAACUAUGACCUACUGCUUGGUGUCCAUGGCUUGGCUUCUUCCAAUGAGACCUUUGAUGGGCUGGACUGUCCAGCUGCAGGGAGGGUGGCCCUCAAAUAUAUGACCCCUGUGAUUCUGCUGGUGUUUGCGCUGGCGCUGUAUCUGCAUGCUCAGCAGGUGGAGUCGACUGCUCGCCUGGACUUCCUCUGGAAACUGCAGGCAACAGGAGAGAAGGAGGAGAUGGAGGAGCUCCAGGCAUACAACCGGAGGCUGCUGCAUAACAUUCUACCCAAGGACGUGGCCGCCCACUUCCUGGCCCGGGAGCGUCGCAAUGAUGAACUCUACUAUCAGUCGUGUGAGUGUGUGGCUGUUAUGUUUGCCUCCAUUGCCAACUUCUCUGAGUUCUAUGUGGAGCUGGAGGCAAACAAUGAGGGUGUCGAGUGCCUGCGGCUGCUCAACGAGAUCAUCGCUGACUUUGAUGAGAUCAUCAGCGAGGAGCAGUUCCGGCAGCUGGAAAAGAUCAAGACAAUUGGUAGCACCUACAUGGCUGCCUCAGGGCUGAAUGCCAGCACCUACGAUCAGGUGGGCCGCUCCCACAUCACUGCCCUGGCUGACUACGCCAUGCGGCUCAUGGAGCAGAUGAAGCACAUCAAUGAGCACUCUUUCAACAAUUUCCAGAUGAAGAUUGGGCUGAACAUGGGCCCAGUUGUGGCAGGUGUCAUUGGGGCCCGGAAGCCGCAGUAUGACAUCUGGGGGAACACAGUGAAUGUUUCUAGCCGUAUGGACAGCACGGGGGUCCCCGACCGAAUCCAGGUGACCACGGACCUGUACCAGGUUCUAGCUGCCAAGGGCUACCAGCUGGAGUAUCGAGGGGUGGUCAAGGUGAAGGGCAAGGGGGAGAUGACCACCUACUUCCUCAAUGGGGGCCCCAGCAGUUAGCAGGGCCCAGCCACAAAUUCAGCUGAAGGGACCAAGGUGGGCAUUGAGAGGACUCUGUGCUCACUGGGUGGAGCUGUGGCAGGGGUCACUGGGCCUCUAGACCCUGCUAACCACAAAAGGGAACACCACAGCAGGCUGUGCUUGGAUUAUGCUCUUCUGCCCUCAAGCUGGUGAACAAGGGGCUACCUACCAAGAGGAUUAUUGCAAGUGACUUUCUUUCUUAAUUGGGGUAGAGCUGUUCCCUCUCCAGUCUUCCAGCUUUUGGGAGCAGGGGAGGGGUCAGUAGCAGAAGUGGAGGGAGCUCUCUUGCCUGAGGGAUUAAAAUGGCAGCUUGCCAUGCCUAUCCCUUCCCUGUGUGUUUGGGCAGCAGGUUCAGGGCUGGGCCCUUCUUUUCCCUUUUUUUUCUGGGAAUAUUUUGUACAAUAUUUUGUACAAAGAUAGGCAUGAGGAGUGCCUAUUCCAUGCUUGCCUUUGCAAUACCUGCAUCCCCAGCACUGGUCUUGGGCACUUUCCCACCCCAGCCAGGUGUCCCUCCUAAGUACAGGGCAAAGGAGGGAGAUGCUCUGGGGAGCCAGCUCUGGCCAUAUUUCAGGAGAAUGUUUCCAUGUGCCAAAUCAUAGUCCCAUGAUCUGUCCCCAAAGGGGAACAAAGGGACCUCUGACAGCUUGGAUUUAGCCCCAGUUCCUGCAUGCUCCAGGGAACGGGGUGUCUGGCCUCACUGGUACUGUGAAAAUGCUCAGAGAGCAAUCCUGUGUGUGGGGAUGUCAGGUCAGGAGCUGGAAGUUCACCUGUAGGUGCCAAAGAGCAGGCUGGCCAGGGCUAGGGCAGUGCCAGACUCUGAUCUAAGGACCGCAACGGGGUGCGGAUCAGGUCACUCUGCCCCAGUGCUCUCUUGCUGUCUGCUGGCAAGGGGGCAUGGAGCAUCUCUCCCUCUUCUGUUGCCAAAUAGAAAAGGGUCAGGGCAUGGAGAAAGAUGACCCUGAGCCCAAACCUGCCCUCCAAGUCUCGCGUUGGGGAGAGCCUGUGUGUUUGUGUAACUGUGUGUGCAUGUUGGUUUUUGUGUGCAUAUCUGUUUUCCAGGUCUGUGUGAGUCCUUGUGCUCCUGCUCCUCAGCUCUCCACCCCAGGUCGCCUCUCUCCUGUGGGCCUCUGUCUUCUGGGAAUAAAGCAGGGUUUCCUAUUUCAGGGGCUGUAGAGAGAUACCCAGGUUGCACAGGAGAGGGAUGGGGUGUGGUAGCAAAGGGAGGGAGAGGAGUCCUUUUUGUGCCAAAUCCCUAAGUGCCGUUUGGGGGUCAUGUGCGCAGCAUGACUCUCCCUGCCUCUGGCAGGGACCCAAGCACUUGCUUGAGCCCCAGUGCUCCAUGCAGCACUUGAACUGUCUGGGGUUUGGUGGACGGAGGCUCAAGAAUUUCCUGGGUUCCCCAGAUAGUGUCCUGGGACAUGGUUUGCUUUGGGGCUGGGGUAGCAUGGGAUCCUUCGGAGGACUCAGAUACUGGUACUAGGAGCUGGGGAAGGGGAACCUUAAACUUGGCUCUUCCCAGCCUUCAUCCUGAGUCUAACCUGUUUCUGGCUCCCCAGGCCCUUGUGAAGCCUUCAGGGCUGGCAGAAGGGUUAGGAGGUUGAACUCUAGAUUCCCUUCCUAUCUUUGCCUUCCUUUUACCCCUUUCCCUGCAGCCUCCUUGAUUCUGGCCUGAAUUUGGUUGUGCCUCAGUUUCUCUGUCUAUACCUAUUUAAGCCAAAGGCACUAGCCUGAAUUUUGCUUGAAGAUCACUUUGUCUUGGAAAUGACUAGAGAGGCAGAGGUUUCCAGAGUUGCUGGGUUUGGGAGUGGAAGGGGCAGGCAGUGCACUUGCCCUUCCUCAUGCACCUUCUGAUACCAGUUCCCUGUGGGGGCCUGGUUUUUGGGUACUGACUCCCUUGGGCAUCUUCAUGUACCAACCAAAUGGGCCUUCAUGUACCAACCAAAUGGGCAUCUUCAUUAGUCAUGGCAGAAGAGGGGAAAAGACUUGUUACAGACAAAAUCUGCUCCCCUGCCCCGAGCCAUAUCCUUGGAUAGGAAGAGACUACUUGGUGCCAUGAGGUAGGGGUGAGGGUGUAAGUAGAUCAGAGUGGGAAGACCUCAGCCUUGGGUAGCUUGUCUCUGCUUCUUGCCAGAUGGGAGGGCCUGUUCACAUCCUGGCUCCCUGUACCACAGUGCCAGCCAUGCCCUUCCCCUGGGCUACCAUUGCCCCUUUCCUCACCAGUUGGUGGAGGAGUCAGGAGAUGGGAGGCCAUGGGCUUUGGUUUUAUAAUGUAACCACUGUGGGAGGGGGGAGGAUGGUGUACCAUGUAUUUCAGUGAAAUAUUUAAUAUAUUUAAAUAUCAAUAAAAUCAAACUCUUU